Danaus chrysippus (African queen) is the source of this 696-nucleotide messenger RNA. The record is from the annotation of a GenBank genome assembly. NCBI's taxonomy places the organism in Eukaryota, Metazoa, Arthropoda, Insecta, Lepidoptera, Nymphalidae.
AUGUCUGUUUUCGAUGGAGAAAUCGAAUAUAGAUCAAUGUACAUGGUGGAUUUCGUUAAAAAAGAUAAACCAAAGAGUCCUCGUCGGAAAGCGAUAGACGAUGACUGCCUGAUUGUUGGAAUCAGUCGGGAUUCCUUAAAGGCUAGAGAUCAGCCGCGAAAGUGUCCCGACGUACUCUGUCCCAUAGACUUCGAGUACUACAAGAAGGCUGUUGAAAGAUUCGCAGACGACCAUCCGAAGCUGACGCAAAAGUAUAUGAUCAAAGAUGUGGAUCCGAUACCAAUCGAUCACGAGAUACAGGAUCUAAAGAGAACUGAAUAUCUUACUAAAUACUGUUCCAGAGAAUUACCAUUUAUGUCUGUUAAUCUAACACGUCGAGCUCGGGCCCUUCAGACCCUGCGACUCCCGGACGACAUAUACAUCCCUGACACGAGUCAGAAGGGGUCCUAUCGACAUCCGAAGCCAGAGAAAUAUGCUGAUCCUCCCUCUUCCUUAUCUAUGAAACCUAAAUUUGAUCCAUCUUUACAGAAGGAAUUGCGUAGAAUUCUCCGUGUUAGGACAGGAGACACUAGCUACGGUGUCGCUCACGGGCUGCUGGCUCAGGUUGUACUUGAACGUAACCCAUUCGGACCGGCUCGCGAAGAACCGAAAUAUGGAAGAUGGAAGAACCCUUACGGAUAUACUUAUAGAAUUUGA